AUGACCUUUCCCAGGUGCACGUUCUGUACCCUACUGGCCCAUGAGCAGGGGCUGCAGAUGAGCAGACUGGUCAUGGUGAGCGGCGGUGCACCUUCCCCCCUGGAACCUCAGCCUUGUCACAUCUUCUGUCUCCCUGUGUGUCUGCUGGACUGUAUCAGCCCCAUGCUGGUCAAGUGUUUCCUCAGGAGAGCCUUCAGCACACGAGCUCAGCUCUCCACUGUAGAAAACAUGCACAAGUCAUUCAAUGUGCCUGCUCAUGUGCUGAGGGGAACAAUGGUGGGACAGGUUUGGCAUGAGGGUGAUGAGGGUUACCAUACAGAGAUCGAGGUCCCCACGUUGCUGAUCCACGGGAGACAGGACGGCUUGGUACCCCUGCAGGAUGAAUACGGGAUGGAAGAGGCCCUACCUUACUGUCAUCUGGAUGUGAUAGAAGACGUGAGUCACAUGGUGAUGAUGGAAUGUCCGGACAAGGUCAACCAACUCAUCCAUGACUUCAUACUGCAGGACAGCGAGGAACUGUUCUCCCAGAAGCAUGUCAACAGAUCCCCCAGCAGAGCCUCCCUCAAGUCCACCAGUAAGGCCAUACCUGCUCAUCUCCUCACAAGCUGAUCGUGAUGGGGCUGAUUUUAACUCCUGUCAUGCAAAACCUACCAGGGAGCCUAGCUGAGUCAGGCGGGGAAGAGCUCUUGUAGCCCCGAAGAGAACCUGCCCUAACCACGAUAGACUGGACACCAGGCUAUGUGGAAACUUGAUUGCCAGAAUUUUAACUCUAAGAAUCUUCACUCCAAGUUGCACUUGAUAUAGCUACACUCUGUUUUGAUGACAUUGUUGCACAAACCACUUCUGGUGACACGUUACGAUGAUGAUUGAUCGAUGUGCACAAGUUGUCUACUUUGUAAUAAAUAUAUAAGUAAAUGGUAGGAUGGGGGGGAAUAGUGCAAAGAACCAUGCAAUUCUAAUGUGUAACGAUGGAGCUGACUUAAAAAUGUAGUUCUAAACCUUCUUUAAAUUAGUAAAGUAGGAAUACAUUAAAUUUCAAAUCUAUUACAGUAGAAAGGUUUUUCAAUUUAUUGAGCUACAGUCUUUUAUAAUAAUAACAUUAUGAAGACUUACGAUUAUCAAAACAGUUACUGUUACGAGGGCUGAUGGGAAUCAUGACUCUGCAAUUGUUCUACAAAGACCAAUAUCUGGAUUUAAAAUUGUAAUCAGUGUAACAGGUAACAUUAUAUCAUAACAUUUAUGUCAGCCUGUCAAACUGGAGAUGGCCUUUUGAAAGAUGUACAGUGUAUAUGUAUUGGUUCCAAAUUAGGCAUUUUGUUAACUUUUAAAUGGUCAAAGAACCUGCAUGUCUUAUUUUUGUUUGCUGGAAGAAUAUAUUUUAUGAUAUUGAAUGCAUCUGUUUUUAUGUACUGUUAGUGUGGUUAAGGGUUGUUUUCUGUUAUGUGAAGGGCUUAUUUGUUGUUUGCUGUUUUUUGCCUUUUCUUGUUGUGUUGACUGAAUAAUCGUAAUUUAUUUUUUAAGACAAAAUUAUAAGUGCACCUUACCAAUCUGAUCUGUACUGUAAAUGAUCCUAAUAACGACUCUGAAAAUACAAAACUUGACUAUAGACUGUGAUAUAUCGAGAUUUUAUUAGUACAUGCACCAAUCCUGUAAACUAAGAGAACAAAAUUAGACAAAGAUACAAAUAUUUUUAUGACACUGAUAUGUGCAAUAGGAGUAUACUUCUACAAUAUAUGUGUUAGACGUAAAAGACAGAAACUAAGCCAUGUACUUGGGCAUUGUAGAUUUUUAAACUUUUUAUUUUUAUUCUUAAUAUUUAUACCAGAUCAAAGCUACUAUUUUCCCGGCUGAUUCUGUCAAUUUUAAGGUUCCUGGGCUGCACGAUCAUAAUUUUUGCAAAGAGAAUGUUUUCAAAAAGUUUGAAUGUUAAGUUUCUCAAAUUUGCAAGUCUUGUUGAGAAAUGUAUUAUGAUUUCAAGAAAUGCAACAUUACCAUUAUACUGUUAUCUGAAUAACUGAACAAUGACAUCACCGUUUUUGUUUGUGAUAAGAUAAACAAGAUACUAGAUAAGGCCAUGUUGAUUUGAUUAUAUGGAUGACAUCCUCUGGG
This is a messenger RNA of Branchiostoma belcheri (Belcher's lancelet), 2109 nucleotides long. RefSeq names its product protein ABHD8-like. Bases 1 to 609 code for a protein of 202 amino acids. The transcript is spliced from 4 exons. The record is from RefSeq and is a predicted model, not a curated record. NCBI's taxonomy places the organism in Eukaryota, Metazoa, Chordata, Leptocardii, Amphioxiformes, Branchiostomatidae.